Messenger RNA from Salarias fasciatus (jewelled blenny), 9081 nucleotides. It is a transcript of the gene mink1, whose product is annotated as misshapen-like kinase 1. The transcript has 32 exons. Gene Ontology annotation, cellular component: cytosol. Gene Ontology annotation, biological process: protein phosphorylation. Bases 1301 to 5206 code for a protein of 1301 amino acids. The record is from RefSeq and is a predicted model, not a curated record. NCBI's taxonomy places the organism in Eukaryota, Metazoa, Chordata, Actinopteri, Blenniiformes, Blenniidae. Gene Ontology annotation, molecular function: protein kinase activity; ATP binding.
UGUCUGUCUGUGGAUGUGUGUGUUGUGUAGCCAGUACGGCCCCGCAAGACUACAUGAAGGCAGGCUGGGAGUGGGAGGGAGGACUCGAGAAGCAAAACAUGGCGAAAUAACAAGUUUGGCCGUGAUCCGCAGUUAGAAAGUGCACCGUGCCUUGCAGCGUUCGGACUACGUUUUACAAGUUUCGUCAGAUUUGGACGCCGGAAUAACGAAAAGCGACGCUUAACUUUGAAGCGUCGAGUGCUCCGGUUUACAAGUAUUACGGCGGCGUCGGCGAAAGCGUAGUGCCCGUCUGUCUGCCCGCCCGAGCCCGUGUUUUCCCCCGGAAGGUUGGCGGUGCUGGGCGCGACUGUCAACUCAGGAAAAUGGAUGAAGAAGGAAAGUUUAUUCAGGAAAAGAUUGUUUAGCCCGCUAGCCUAGCCGCGUUAGCUCCGCCGUUGACGCGAGACGGACCGCGCGCGCACCUGACGCGGUGUUCGGAGGGCUGCUCGCUCCGCCGCAAAUUGAGGGAUAUUUAAGUCGUAUUAACAAGUUUGGCAACUGCGGCGCCACUGCAAGGCGUAUUUUAAAAGAGGUAUCCGUUUAAUUCUCCCCUCGGUGCUGUUCGCUGGGGAUAUUCCGGGCUCGGCAUGACAGCCUGACAGUCGGUUCUUCGGUUCUGGUGCGGUGCGGACGGACCCGGACGCCAUCACACCAGACGUUGCGUUCUCCUUAAAAAAAACAAACGCUGAGACACUCGUGAUUUUUUUUAAUAUACUUUGUCAGCGGAGCUGCUAGUGUUACAGCAGCACGUCAAACAUUUUUUCUCAGUUUUUCCUCCUUCCUGCGACGUGCUUUAUUAAAUCAGAGACAAUUAGCUGGGAUGUUGUUGAGCAGCGGAGACGCGGCGUCUUGUCAAAAUGAAAGCAGCAAGGUGUUCAACAACAGUGGAGGUGCGCCGCAGCUAAAACCUGCCAGUUGUUAGAUUUCUCCCGAUGGCUGGCUGACGACGACGUUCGCAGUUUGAUGAAAUCUCCUGUAUUAGGCUGAGAGACUGCGGCCGAUAUUUCUGUAAAAACAACUGCGGAGAACAUUGUGGCUGUCGGCCGGAGUUGAGGCGAGCUAGCUGGGUGCGUCUGUAGCUCAAUCUGCGAUGUAUCUGCUCCUCUGAGUCUUGCAACAGCUUCGCUGGACUCGACCACCACCUUGCUGCAUUUUUUUUCCCGGAUCGAUUGCCAAAGGGGGGCACUUUAUUCUUCCCCUUUCUAAAAGUACUUCUUGUUAAAUAAGUGGCUAACUUGUUAGCUUCUAAGUUUGGCCAGCUAUGUCUGAAAACGCCCCCACACGAAGCCUGGACGACAUAGACCUCGCCGCUCUCAGGGAUCCAGCAGGGAUCUUUGAGCUGGUCGAGGUUGUCGGCAAUGGGACAUACGGACAGGUGUACAAGGGCCGUCACGUGAAGACUGGCCAGCUGGCUGCCAUCAAGGUGAUGGAUGUUACAGAGGAGGAAGAGGAAGAGAUCAAAGCAGAGAUUAACAUGCUGAAAAAAUACAGCCACCAUCGCAACAUCGCCACGUACUACGGUGCCUUUGUCAAGAAGAGUCCACCAGGACAUGACGACCAGCUUUGGUUGGUGAUGGAGUUCUGCGGGGCAGGAUCGGUGACAGACCUGGUGAAAAACACAAAAGGCAGCUCUCUGAAGGAGGACUGGAUUGCUUACAUCUGCAGAGAGAUCCUGAGGGGUCUUUCUCACCUCCAUGCUCACAAAGUAAUCCACAGAGACAUUAAGGGCCAGAAUGUGCUGCUAACAGAGAAUGCAGAAGUUAAACUUGUUGAUUUUGGGGUGAGUGCCCAGCUGGACAGGACUGUCGGUCGUAGAAACACUUUCAUCGGCACGCCCUACUGGAUGGCGCCAGAGGUUAUUGCCUGUGACGAGAACCCCGACUCCACCUAUGAUUACAGGAGUGAUAUCUGGUCUUUGGGGAUCACAGCCAUUGAGAUGGCGGAGGGAGCUCCUCCCUUGUGUGACAUGCAUCCAAUGAGGGCCCUGUUUCUGAUUCCCAGGAAUCCUCCUCCAAAACUUAAGUCUAAAAAAUGGUCCAAGAAAUUUAUUGACUUUAUCGAAGGCUGCCUUGUGAAGACGUAUCCCAGCCGGCCAUCCACGGAGCAGCUGCUCAAACACUCCUUCAUCAGGGACCAGCCCACCGAGCGGCAGGUCCGAAUUCAGCUCAAAGAUCACAUUGAUCGGACACGCAAGAAGAGGGGGGAGAAAGAAGAGACGGAGUACGAAUACAGCGGCAGCGAUGAAGAGGAUGAAAAUCGUGGCGAUGACAGAGAGUCAAGUUCAAUACUUAACGUUCCCGGCGAGUCCACCCUGAGACGUGACUUCCAGCGUCUGCAGCAGGAGAACAAAGAGCGCUCUGAGGCUCACAAGAGGCAGCAGGCCCAGUUGGCGGCUCAGCGCCGAGACCCCGAGGAACACAAGAGACAACUGUUGCAUGACCGACAGAAACGCAUUGAAGAGCAGAAGGAACAGCGGCGCAGACUUGAAGAGCAACAGAGAAAAGAGCGAGAGAUGGUGAGGCAGCAAGAAAAAGGUCCCCAUCGGAGACUUGACGAUAUGAGACGGGAGGAAGAUAGAAGGCUGGCAGAGAGGGAGCAGGAGUUUAUCAGGCACAAGUUAGAAGAAGAGCAGCGACAGCUAGAAAUCCUUCAGCAGCAGUUGCUUCAGGAGCAGGCGCUUCUUAUGGAGUAUAAGCGCAAACAGCUUGAGGAGCAGCGGCAGUCGGAGCGCUUGCAGAGACAGCUGCAGCAGGAGCAUGCCUACCUGGUUUCUCUGCAGCAGCAGCAGCAGCAGGAUAAGAAGCCCCAGCAUUAUCAUUACAACAAAAAUCUGGAACCCAACAACAAGCCGACUUGGGCCCGUGAGGUGGAGGAGCGAAGUAAGAUGAACAGACAAGGCUCGCCCAAAAUCUGCACCACCGUCUCCGAUACUGCCAUCCAGUCUCGCUCGGACUCGAUCAGCCAGUCUGGAGUGGUCCAGUCUGCACAGACCCCACCAAUGCAAAGACCAGUUGAACCCCAAGGGGGCCAGGGCAAGUUCCAGAUGGCUCACUUGGUUCCACUGAAGCCUUACGCCGCUCCCGUCCCUCGCUCUCAGUCCCUGUGUGACCAGCCCACUAAGAACAUGUCCGCCUUCCCCACCCAGGACCCCUCCCUCACACCCACACCCCGCCCCAUCCACUCUAGAGAGCUGGUGCGGCAAAAUUCAGACCCAACUUCUGAAACGCCGGGACCGCAGGGCCUCCAGAUGCGAGAGGACCGCGGGCCCUGGAUCCGCUUGCCAGAUGUUGAACUCCCACCCAAGAUUCCCCAGAGGACAGCUUCUAUUGCCACAGCUCUCAACACCAACCUGACCUCUGGUAUCCGGCAUCCAGUGAGAGCCAGUAAUCCAGAUCUGAGCCGCAAUGAUCGCUGGGAGAGAGGAGACAGCAUGAGCGUCAUAUCCAAUCUGCCCCAGACGGGUUCUCUAGAGAGACACCGCAUCCUGAGUUCCUCCAAAAUGGAUUCGCCUAUGUUGUCUCAAGAUAGUCGACAUAAACCAGGGGAGUCUCGAACUUCCUCCCGCCCUGGUCGCCCUGCUAGUUACAAGAGAGCUAUAGGGGAGGACCAUGGCCUCUAUGCUAAGGAGCGUGCUGAGGAGCCACCGAGGCCCCCGGUAAAGGCCAACGAUUACUCCUCCUCUUCAGAGAGCAGCGAGAGCAGCGAAGAAAGUGAGAGCGGCGAGGGGCCCGAGGAGGAAGAAAGCCCCACAGACCGUCACAGGGACGCAGACACUGAUUCAGUCAACACCAUGGUGGUACAUGAAGAUGAGGGCGAGGGAGGAGAGGGAGAACAAGCUGGAGGCUAUGGGGAUCAGACCAUGCUGGUGCAGAGAACCCCAGAGAAGCGGAGCCACAAUGGAUACACAAAUUUGCCAGAUGUGGUGCAGCCCUCCCACUCCCCCACCGACUCAGCCACUCACUCGUCUCCCGGGAAGGACUCCGUUUAUGACUAUCAAUCCCGAGGUUUGGUCAAAGCAUCCGGCAAGUCUUCCUUUACCACUUUUGUGGAUCUGGGCAUGUACCAGUCACCAGGAAGUACAGGAGACAACAUGUCUCUCAGCGGCUCCAGGUUUGAGCAGCUGAAGAUGGAGGUGAGGAAAGGCUCCAUGGUGAAUGUCAAUCCCACCAACACACGCCCCCCCACUGACACGCCCGAGAUCCGCAAGUACAAGAAGAGGUUCAACUCCGAGAUCCUGUGCGCCGCGCUUUGGGGUGUGAACCUGUUGGUUGGCACCGAGAACGGCUUGAAGCUGCUGGACCGCAGCGGCCAGGGCAAAGUUUACCCCCUCAUCAACUCCCGCCGAUUCCAACAGAUGGACGUCCUGGAGGGGCUCAACCUGCUCAUCACCAUAUCAGGCAAGAAAAACAAGGUGCGGGUGUACUACCUGGCAUGGCUGAGGAAUAAGAUCCUCCACAAUGACCCCGAGGUGGAGAAGAAGCAGGGCUGGACCACCGUGGGGGAGAUGGAGGGGUGCGUGCACUACAAAGUGGUGAAAUAUGAGAGGAUUAAGUUCCUGGUGAUUGCUCUGAAGAAUGCAGUGGAAGUGUACGCCUGGGCACCCAAGCCUUAUCACAAAUUCAUGGCCUUCAAGUCGUUUGCAGACCUGCCGCACAGGCCUGUGCUGGUUGACCUGACGGUGGAGGAAGGGCAGAGGUUGAAAGUCAUCUACGGCUCAUGCGCAGGCUUCCACGCCAUCGACGUGGACUCCGGGAACAACUACGACAUUUACAUCCCCGUCCAUAUCCAGAGCCACGUCACCCCGCAUGCAAUCGUGUUCCUGCCCAGUUCAGACGGCAUGGAGAUGCUGCUGUGCUAUGAGGACGAGGGCGUUUACGUCAACACUUACGGCCGCAUCAUCAAGGACGUGGUCCUGCAGUGGGGCGAGAUGCCCACAUCCGUCGCUCACAUCUGCUCCAAUCAGAUCAUGGGCUGGGGAGAAAAGGCCAUCGAGAUCCGCUCGGUAGAGACGGGCCACUUGGACGGUGUGUUCAUGCACAAAAGAGCCCAGCGACUGAAGUUCCUUUGUGAGAGAAACGACAAGGUGUUCUUCGCGUCCGUGCGGUCUGGAGGCAGCAGCCAGGUGUACUUCAUGACCUUGAACAGAAACUGCAUCAUGAACUGGUGAAGGAACAGCUGCUCCGGUCAGUGUGAGGAACCCAGCAGGGUUCCGCGGAGGAGCCGCAGCCCAGAUAUUAUCGCGCUUUCGCAUGCACACAAAUGUGAACAUCACUCUCUCUCUCUCUCUCCAGCUCACACACACGCAAACACUCAUGCUCUGUAAACAACACACACACACACACAAUCACACACACACACACACACACACACACACACACACACACACUCCAACCUACACUCCUUAAGAUGCAGUUUCGGUCGAGGCCCCCUGGUUACACUCUCUUCUUGGAAUCAUUAUGAAAAGUUGAUGAAGAGCUUCAAAUGUUAAUACCAUCUAUGGAUUUGUACUGUAUAUACUCCGGGCUUGAUUUCCUUUAUUCGGUGGACUUGUGUUCAGUCGUAACUGUUUAGUUCCUAAUCGUGAAGUACGUUAACAUUCCUUGAUGGUUCUUCAGUACAUUUCGGAGAAGGCGUUAUUUACCAAUACUGUGUGUCCAGAUGAAGCUGUAAAUAGAUAGCUCCUCAGUUCAGAAUCAUUUCCAUUCCUCCUCUACAGUCGCUGCUCGAAGGCGACGUCAAGACAAUAAAAUGCUGGAGCACGUGUGCGCAUCGACGCUCGUGAGCCCCAAUUGUUCAGGGGCUCCUAAGGUUUCAGAGAGGCUCGAAGAAGGCUUUAGUACUUCAACAUUACAAAGGUACAUCAAGGGCAAAGUAGCUAUUUUUAAAUAGUUUUCAACAUUUAGAGUAGACAUACCAGAAGACUUCCUUUUUGUAUUUUUUUCUUCUUUUUUUUUUUUUGCCUGAGUGACUUUUCACAUUGCAACUCCUAAUCAUAGCAAGCAAGCCUCAAAAACCUGGAAGCAAAAUACAUUUUUGGUUUUUUUAAUAUCAAAAGAAAACGUCGGAUCAAUCUACAGUGAUCGACAUGAUUGAAAUCUCUUGCUUUGCUUUUUUUUUUUUUUUUUUUUUUUUUUUUUAAUAGUUAAGGUGAAACCAUUAUUUUUGUCUCAUCAGGCUUGUAUCUAAACUUUGUUUUCAUGGAUUUACAAAAUACACAAAUUUGAUAUUUAUCUGUAGUGACUCUGUAUUGGUAUUAGCCUAUUGGUAUUCUUAAUUUUACUGUAAUUAUAUUGCCAUUAUAUUUCAAUAUACACUAAUCUUGUGGAGUCUUUAAUGAAGGGAGUGUGUGUCUCUGGUCGGUCGUGUCGGGGAGCGGAGAGAGUGGGUGUGAGAUCUGUCGGCGAAGCAGGAUGUUGGAAAUCGUGUGGGGGGGGGGGAGGGUGUGCUGCCCUUAUUUUACAGUAAACUACUCCGCUGUAUUAUAUUUUAGUCCUUCAGAACAUUUUGCUAGCGUGGAUCUUUCUGUGAGAAGCACUCGUCCAGGAAAUUGCGGUCGAAGAGCUCCCUGUGUGGUGGAGUUCGCGUCUGUCUCGGGCCAGUGGGACUUGGAUUUAAUAUGUGGGGUCUCCGCAUCGCCGCGGGAGUCUCCUUCACAUCAGGCACUUUGGAGAACACGGCUGGAACUCACGAGACUUAAUAUAUUUUAUAUCUUUGCAUUCUGCCAAAGUUCACCGUAUAUUUUGCAAACAGGGGUUUUGAACGAGGCCAAAGGGAGAGCAGAUAAUCUACAGACGUUUAAGAGGAGACCGGAUCGCUGCAGAUUCCGGCAGAUCACUAACCAGGGUUUUCCUUUGAAAUCCAAAACCUCAGCUGACUCACUCAACUGCCAAAAUAUGGCAGAACUUAUUCUCUCUUGCAUGGACUUGUUGGGGGGGGAAAAAAACUAAACAAAACAUCCUUUUGACCCAACAAAUGUCCUUAUAAAUACAUGGUUAAAAUAGAGCGUCUCGACUUUUUUGUUUGUUUGGCUGCCAGCGUGAAGAAGUUUGGGAAAAUAUGAAAGGAAUCCUGGUUGGUGAUCUUUGCCAGAGUCUGCGAGCGAUUGCCCUUUAAACUUAGAAGAUAUAUUUUCUACAGUCGAAGAGAAAGCUAUCAGAAAUGUAGUUUAUGUUCAGGGCAGAAAGCAUUUAAUCAAAAAGCUAUAUAUAUAGAGAGAACGCUACUUUUAUGAGACAAUUAUAAAAACAAAAUAGAAAAGGGUAUAGAGAGCACUUUCACAGAAGAAAACAUUUGCAAAUGUGUGAAGUGUGAAGCAUAUAAGCCAUUGAAACAGAAGACAGUUGUUUGUACUGAAAUAUCUGUUAUGUGCCAUGACCUACACUUCAAAGUACUCGAUUACAAUCCGCCGGGAGCUUUGGCACACAUGCUUUUUAUGGUCAAAUCCUUAUUUUGUAUCAAUCUACCAUGUUUACAGUUUUUAGCAGUGCCUUGGAGUCGGGAAGGUGAGAGUUUUGAGGAAGGGUUGUAAUCCCCCGUGCGCCCCCACCCCCGCCACCCCCCCCCACUAUGUGUGUCUCUUACUUGAAAUCCCAGGAAGAAGAAGAAGAGGCACAACCAUAUCUGCUCCCUUAAUUUUCCUUGUGCCAGUUAAGUGCACUUAAGUCGAAUCAAGAAAAUCCCUCCGAAGGACUUGAAAUGCUUUCUUGGCACCACUUGUAAACAAUAACCUGAACUGACCGGGAGACGAUCAUUCGCUCAGAUAGUUGCAAUAACCGACGAGUUAAUACGUGUCCAAGUAAUCCGGUGUAACGUGUGUAAAGAUAUCCUCGCAGUGGGAGCCAGCAUAGAGAAAAGCCAUGUGUAUGAAGCAUGUUUGUAGAGACAACUUAGUUAUUGUGCACAUGUCCAAUGAAAGUGUGCGUCCGUGUGUGUGUGUGUGUGUGUGCGUGGGUGCGUAUGUGAGUGUAUGUGUGUCCAGACAAAUGUAGGUUGAUGCUGCGAUGAUGAGAUCAGUGCUUAUUCUUUAAUGAUGUUGAUUGUGUAAUCUCGUCGUGGGGAACGUAGCUUGACGUAUUCUGAGAAGCCUGUUUUAUAAAAUAUGUAAAUUAAUCUAUAUUGAGAAAUAAAAGUGAAUGUACAUCUACAUGAAAGAAUUGUAUUUAUAUAAAAGUGUGUAUCACUCUAUUAAUCGAAGCACAAUGCAUUUUAAGGCAGAGCUAUAAUCACAAGUGACGGAGAGGCGGAUUACUUUCUUCUCUCUCACUUUGAUCGGUCGUCCGGCUCGUCGGCGCGAAACCGGUCCGAGUAGUCGUUGGGUUGAGCGGGUAGUCGGCCGAGGCGGCUGUGUGCGCGCGUGUCGAAUACAGCAGCGUCUCCGUUGUGUGUCUCAGUACAUAUUGGAACCUUAGCAAAGAGCCGCGGCUGUGUUUGGCCUCCGGUGUGAAUCGGCCGUAGUUUGAUUUCCUCAGGUGACGACGGCGAUCGUCAUGAAGGCGGACGUGUGCGGAUAUCCGGAGCCUCGCGGUCGUAGUCAAGAGUUGUAAGCAAAUCAAAUUGUUAAAUCUAUAGAAGAAGUCAAGCACGUAUUUGAAAGCUUUAGAUUUCUGUGUAUGAAGUACAAAGAGGGAAUCCAGACGACGAUUCCACUGAUUUUACACAUCAGAAGUGUGAAGUCUCGGGGCGGAGGGGGUUUUGCGUUCUCUGAAGCUGCUGCUGCAGACUUUCUGCUUUAGAUGGCACUACACAUCAUUUAUUUGAACAUUACCAAGUAAACAUCCUACAAACAACUCAAUACUUAUCACUUCUACAUCUCUGAGGAUGUGAAAUCAGGCCACUGCGAAACGAAAUGUGUUGGAAAUACCCGUCAGUGGUCUGUUUUCCACUUCGGUGUAUGAAUUCAGUGGAGUGCUCCUGUGAAAUCUGACAUCUGGCUGUGCUUUACAAGCUUACUUCAUACGCAGAUAAAAGAUAUGUAAACCCAAAGCACACUAGAGGUACUUAUAUCAUAGAAAUAUGCAAAGAUUAUAUUUAGGCUGUUGCAUG